This is a messenger RNA of Klebsormidium nitens, 2413 nucleotides long. The record is from the annotation of a GenBank genome assembly. NCBI's taxonomy places the organism in Eukaryota, Viridiplantae, Streptophyta, Klebsormidiophyceae, Klebsormidiales, Klebsormidiaceae.
CCCGACACUUGCCAAGGAAGCACAAAUGUGCAUUGCUGACCUGCAGCCUGCAGAUCUCGAUUCAGGUUGCGACAUCACCACUCUUUCACAGCGGUGGGAGACGUGGGGAGCCCGUGGGGAGACGUCCUGGUGGAAGAUCAGGAUUGCACAGAGAAAGAAGCGAGGUCCUGUCUUGCUUAUCGUUCAAAUAUUGCGUUCAUACAGCUUUCCAGCAUUGCUCACCGACCGCCCAUUGGAGACGGGUUCGUUUAGUGUUUGUGUGGAGGGCAAAAGCUUGCGCUCCAAUGGUGGUGUCACGGCAUGAAAGCGACCCACAGGUUCUGCCGAGGCGGAUCUUAGAAGACAAUGCCGGCGAUUUGCAGCCUUCGCGGAAGAUUGUCGUCCGGGUUGGGUCCUCGUAUGGGCUUGGACUUCGCAAGAGCGAUACAGAUGCACCGGCGCUGACGGAGCUGCCCUCGUGGAAUCAGCUCAAGUUUGAGCUGUGGCUGCAAUGGGAGCUGGCGGCCCCGCUCCUGGUUCAGGGGGUUUUGCAGGUCUUCCUGGGUCUGGUAUCCAUCAUGUUUGUUGGUCGGCUUGGGGAGCUAGAGCUGGCAAGCGCCUCUCUUGGAAUCUCCCUGUACAACGCCACCGGCUACUGGAUUAUGCUGGGAUCCGUGGGGGCUAUGGAGACGCUCUGCGGGCAGGCCUUCGGCGCCAAGCAGUACCACAAGCUGGGCGAAGUCCUGCAGCGCGCGCUGUUCGUCAACACCGUUUUGUGUGGCCCGGUCAUGAUCCUCUGGAUGUACGCUGAGGAGAUCCUGCUAGCCCUCGGACAAGAGCCCCACAUCGCGGACGCGACGACCCGGUUCCUGUACGGCCUCUUUCCCGCGCUGUUCGGGGCCGCGUGGGGCAUGCCCCUCGUGAAGUACCUCCAGACGCAGAACAUCGUGCGGCCGCUCGCCGUGUGCUCGGGCCUCACGCUCGCGGUCCACGUCCCGGUGACGUACGCGCUCGUCUUCUCGCUCGGGCUCGGCUUCAUGGGCGCCGCGUACGCGACGUCAAUCUCCCAGCUCGUCUUCUUCUUCCUGCUCCUGGGGUCGAUCUACAUCUCCGGCGCGCACAAGAAGACGUGGGGCGGAUGGUCCCGUCGGGCCAUGUUUUCGGACGUGUCCGAGCUGUGGGAGUACGUACGGCUGGCCUUCCCGUCCGCAAUCAUGACGUGCCUCGAGUCGUGGGUGUACGAACUCGCCCUGUUUCUUGCGGGGCUGCUACCAAACCCGGCGGUGCAACUCUCGGCGAUCAACAUUCUAACGAACACAACGAUGCUGACCUUUAUGUUGGCGGUGGCGUGGAGUGCGGCGGUCAGCGUGCGCGUGGCAAACGAGCUGGGGGCGAACUCGCCGGAGCGCGCCCGGCUCGCGGUGCUCGCGUCCCGCGUCACGAGCGUCGUCACCGCGGCAGCCGUCGCGAUCACGCUCUUUGCGUGUCGGCACGUCUGGGGGUACAUAUUCACGGACGACGUCCCGGUGAUCAAGCUGACCGCGAGCCUGUUGCCGCUGCUCAGUAUCUCCGCAGCCACGGAUAUUCUGCAGUACACGAUGUCGGGUGUUUUGAGGGGGUCGGGGAAGCAGGACUUUGGGGCGCUCUGCAACUUUCUGAGUUAUUACUUGGUCGGCAUACCGAUGCUGGUCUUUCUGGGAUUCUAUUGCAAUUUGGAGGCCAUGGGGGUGUGGUCGGGGCUCCUCAUGGGAGUACUUGCUAAUCUUGUAAUCUAUUCAAUUCUCACGUCUAUGAUUGACUGGAAGAAGGAAGCCGAAACGGCCCUAUCGAGGACGGGUGGGCUCGACACGCACUUGCUCGGAUAGACUUAAGUCGGUCUCUAUAUCACGGUAGACUACUGAAUCUCAAUAGAUCCAAUUGCUGGAAAACAAAGUAGUAACAAGUUGGAACGGGUGGUGCGUCGUAUUAGGCUCUAGACUAUUAUCAUUUCUAUAGUUUAUGUGACUCAAUGCUAAGAGUAUGUAAGGGUCUGUAAUGAAGCUUGUAGAAACGAUAAGCACUCAAGUUGCUCAAGGUGUUUGUGCUGUAUCACAGUGUUGUCCCAUGGUGGUUCUAAUAUGCACGAUUGACGUAUCAGCAUACAGAUUUGUACACACCCUUAGAAGCAAAGACAUGCGGCGAUCUGAGGACUGGACAGCCAGGACGGGGUUUGAUGUAUGGGCUUUUGACAUUAUUAUAAGAGCCUGCAGAUAUAGGUAUUGCUAGUGCGACUAUAGCUAGAAUCAAGCGGCUAGGGAUCAUAUGCACGCAGUUACCGUACGCAGGAAUUGGUCGGAUUGUGGUUGAGGUUGAUUAUGGUUGAGAGCACCCUUGGAGUUGUAAUGCCCGGGCCGGCCCCCCAUUGUGGCCGCCUGCAUGCAUGAUUGCACGGAGG